AAGGCGAGACUGGUCCGAUCUCGCCUUUCACUCACAGUCUCAAUCGAUCUCGCAAUAAACUUUGCGCGAAACGUCAGUAUUAUCGACCCCCUGCAAGCUAUAUUGUUUUUACGACAGCUGUUUGCUCGAAAAUGGCAUAAUCGCUUUAUUAUCGCUAACGUAAUAGGGAUUACACAAGCUUUUUGUGACCGAAAUUCCUCGGCAUAUCUUUUAACAGUAUGCAACAGUAUGUAUUUCAGAAGAGUGAUUGAAUCCCUCGAAGCAACAACGACAAACAAUGUUCUCCCGGAGGAGCAUCUUCUCCGUCAUCUCGCAGAGUUUUGCGAGAAAACUGCACCUGUCAAAAAUCCGGCAAGAAGCUGCGAUAAUAGAUGGGUCAAAAAUAGCAGAUGAGAUUCAAGAGGAGUUGAAAGCUGUUAUAGAUACUUGUGUAAAUGCAGGAAAAAAAAGACCGAAGCUAGUAGCGAUCUUAGUGGGAAAUCACCCAUCUAGCAAAGCAUAUAUUGGUAAAAAGAUGAAAGCAGCAAAAGUAGUAGGAAUUGAGAGUUACACCAUUCAUUUGGGAGAAAAUAUAACGCAAGCGGAACUUCUUACGGAAAUUGAUAAUCUUAACAAAGAUCCAUCUGUCGAUGGUGUUCUGGUACAACUGCCAUUGCCAAAGGGCAUGAAUGACAAAGAAGUAUGCCAAGCAAUAAUUCCUAAAAAAGAUGUAGAUGGUUUCCAUUUGGUAAAUCUUGGCAAUCUGACACUGGACAAGAGUAGUAUUGUGCCAGCCACUCCUCUGGCUGUCAAGGAAUUAAUACUUAGGAGUAAAAUUGAGACAUUUGGAAAGAAUGCUGUGGUUGUUGGUAGAUCAAAACAUGUUGGACUGCCUAUCGCAUUGUUACUUCACGCAGAUGGCAAAGGCGAAACGGGUGCUUUGGAUAUGACAACGACAAUCUGCCAUAUUCACACUCCUCAUACAGAACUAGAAAAAUUUACGAAGCUGGCGGAUCUAGUCGUGGUGGCGGCUGGAGUUCCCGGUUUGAUCACCAAGGAAAUGAUAAAACCGGGCGCUUGCGUAAUUGAUGUGGGAAUCACCAGGGUGAAGACGGCGGACGGCAAAUUUCGCCUGGUGGGAGAUGUGGAUUACGAUAGUGUAAAGGAAGUCGCCGGACAUAUUACACCAGUGCCAGGCGGCGUAGGCCCCAUGACGGUGGCGAUGUUGAUGAAGAACACGGUCACGGCCGCCAUGAGGAAUCAGAAGGACGCGAAUCAGUCCGAUCGUUUAGAGGAUAGCAAAGCAUUUGAUAAGCAGUAUAAUUGAUAAGCAGUAUAAUUUGUUAUAAGUCUUUUAUUUGACGAUUCUUGUAUUCUGUAGUAUUAUUUUUGCAAAGGAAGUUAUAUAAAGUCGUUUUAUUCAUCAAUUUAUGCAGUAUUAUCAGGAAAGCACACACUAUGUACAACAGCUGAACCGAAAAAAAAAUGUAUAAAAAAAUGAAACCUAUUCCUUUUUUUUAUACACAUUUUAUUACACAUAUCUUUUUGCUAAUCUUAUAUAUAUUUUUCAAACAAUUGUUAUGGAAUGUCUUCUACUAACUGCAUUAAUAAUAAAUAUAUAUAUAUAUAUAAAAUAUAUUAACAUAUUCUCUCUUUAUAAAUCAAACACUGUUUUUGUGUAUCUGAGAUCUCUCUCUUAUCAGUAUCUAAUUGUAGCAAAUUUUUAAUUGUAAAUUUGUUAUUAUAUAAUUGCAGCAGGCACAUAUGUAAAAGAGAAGGCAAAUUAUGUUCUAGAUUUAAAUAAGACAAAUUAA
Molecule: messenger RNA, 1793 nt
Organism: Formica exsecta
Lineage: Eukaryota; Metazoa; Arthropoda; Insecta; Hymenoptera; Formicidae
Gene: Nmdmc
Product: bifunctional methylenetetrahydrofolate dehydrogenase/cyclohydrolase, mitochondrial
Exons: 4
Coding region: 278-1306 (342 amino acids)
Biological process (GO): tetrahydrofolate interconversion
Cellular component (GO): mitochondrion
Molecular function (GO): methylenetetrahydrofolate dehydrogenase (NADP+) activity; methenyltetrahydrofolate cyclohydrolase activity; methylenetetrahydrofolate dehydrogenase (NAD+) activity
Source: RefSeq, a predicted model, not a curated record